GAAAAAGGACAAUGGCUCUCUGUAUCUCAUCCUUAUCCUUUCCCCACGAUUCCUUCUCUCCUCUCUUGCGCCGCCGCUGGCCCAGCGCGGCCGCCGUGCUCCUUCUCCACUCGUGCUUCCCAAGCUGCUUCGCCGGAAGCAAUGCGAGGGCCCUGCCCCGGUGGAGGCGUCUCGGCGUCUUUUGCCCCGAGCUUCAACGGCUCCCGCGCCAUGAUCUGGCCGGCAACAGUAAAUUGCACGAGACGGAUCCGCAUUUCAUUCAUCCAAACAGCCAAAACGGGGCCGUUCCGCGCAGGCGACAGGGCUACGGGAGGAAUUUGCUAUGCUAGCCAGGCGGUUGAAUUGCUGCCCACUUUGUACCCUGAAAUCGUGGUCCGAGACGCACGGCUCGAGGACUGCUGGGAAGUGGCUGACACUCACUGCAGCUCGUUCUUUCCUGGUUACAAGUUCCCGUUGGACCUUGUUCUCCGGAUUGAUCGUUACAUUGCUCUCCUCUCUGGAUUUUCAGUUCCACCCGGCUGCAUGAGGACUUGCCUUGUGGCCGUCAAUUCUAAUUCUGUAAAUAGUAGUUUCAACAUCGAGUGUGGAGAUGCUACAGAUGCCAACUUUGAGAAAUACAAUCUCAGUAGAGGCUCCGUAGCUGGCAUUCUUACACUUGAUACAGUGGCAGACUAUCUUCCGAGAAGGGGACCCCUGAAGCAGAGAAGGACAGGUAUUGCGUAUAUAGCAAACGUCGCGGUGCGGAAGGAGGAGCGACGGAAAGGGAUCGCGAAGAUGUUGGUCCAAGAAGCAGAGGCUCGGGCAAGGAGCUGGGGAUGCCGGUCGAUGGCACUGCACUGCGACGUAAACAACGUGGCCGCGCUACGCCUGUACAGAAACCAAGGCUUCAAGUGCAUACGAGUGCCGGAAGGAGCUAAAUGGCCCGAACCCAAGAUAGCUAAAGGAGCGGAGUACAACUUCAUGAUGAAGCUAGUGCCCAAGGCUUGAGUCUUGAACCUUAUAAGAUCUGACUAGGGAAAAAAAGGGAAAGGUUUGGCCGUGUAGGUUCUGCACGGAUGCACGAUUUGCUCUCCAUUCAUGUGUACAGCAUUUGGUGUAUAGUGGAGGCUACUUUGUAAAUGGUAUAUAUAACAGCUACGUGUUGGUCCAUAGUGAGUGACUGAGGGUGUCGGUGUUUAAACCAUCCCCAGUCCUUGUGUUGUUGUGUGUUAUGUUCUUCAGAUUCUACAAGGUUCCAGCCAGCCAGAAGGCUGCUGGGGCGAACUGCCAGUUCUAAAUUGU
Messenger RNA from Zea mays, 1281 nucleotides. RefSeq lists its product as uncharacterized. Lineage: Eukaryota; Viridiplantae; Streptophyta; Magnoliopsida; Poales; Poaceae. Gene Ontology annotation, biological process: N-terminal protein amino acid acetylation. The record is from RefSeq and is marked validated. Gene Ontology annotation, molecular function: N-acetyltransferase activity. Gene Ontology annotation, cellular component: chloroplast.